UGUGAAAGCCUCAGGUCUUCAGCUCGAAGGAGGCAAUCGGAUUGAAAGGAUUUCGUCAAAUAGAAAAUAAGAGAAAGAAAGUAACCAUAGCCCAGAGAUGCAAGUACCUCGGGUCAAGCUGCUCAUGGGCUCGGGAGCCAUGUUCGUAUUUGCCAUAAUCUACGGCUGGGUUAUCUUUCCGAAGAUUCUCAAGUUUAUGAUUUCAAAGCAAGUAACCCUAAAGCCGGGAUCGGAUGUUCGGGAACUCUGGUCCAACACUCCCUUUCCACUGCAUUUCUACUUCUAUGUCUUCAACGUUACCAAUCCGGAUGAGGUAUCCGAAGGCGCCAAGCCACGUCUACAGGAAGUGGGUCCCUUCGUAUUCGAUGAGUGGAAGGACAAGUACGAUUUGGAGGAUGACGUCGUGGAGGACACGGUCAGCUUCACCAUGAGGAACACCUUCAUAUUUAACGCAAAGGAGACGCUGCCACUCACGGGCGAGGAGGAGAUUAUCCUUCCGCAUCCCAUAAUGCAGCCUGGCGGCAUUUCGGUUCAAAGGGAGAAGGCUGCCAUGAUGGAGCUGGUUUCCAAGGGAUUAAGCAUAGUGUUUCCAGAUGCCAAAGCCUUUCUGAAAGCCAAAUUCAUGGAUUUGUUUUUCCGGGGCAUCAACGUAGACUGCUCCUCGGAAGAAUUCGCCGCAAAGGCGCUCUGCACGGUGUUUUACACGGGAGAGGUUAAGCAGGCCAAACAAGUAAACCAGACGCACUUUUUGUUCUCGUUUAUGGGUCAGGCGAAUCACUCGGAUGCUGGGAGGUUUACAGUCUGUCGCGGAGUGAAGAAUAACAAGAAGAUGGGAAAGGUUGUUAAGUUCGCCGACGAACCGGAGCAAGACGUUUGGCCAGAUGGCGAGUGCAACACCUUCGUGGGCACUGACUCCACGGUUUUUGCACCCGGCUUGAAGAAGGAGGAUGGCCUGUGGGCAUUCACACCCGAUUUGUGUAGAUCCCUGGGAGCCUAUUACCAGCACAAGUCAUCCUACCACGGCAUGCCGUCGAUGAGAUACACCCUGGACUUUGGGGAUAUACGUGCUGAUGAGAGGCUUCACUGCUUCUGCGAAGAUCCCGAAGAUCUGGACACGUGUCCGCCCAAGGGAACUAUGAAUCUGGCGGCCUGUGUUGGAGGUCCGUUGAUGGCAUCAAUGCCUCAUUUCUAUCUGGGCGACCCAAAGCUGAUUGCAGAUGUGGAUGGUCUUAAUCCGAAUGAAAAGGAUCAUGCUGUCUACAUAGACUUUGAACUCAUGUCUGGAACACCUUUUCAGGCUGCGAAGCGAUUGCAGUUUAACCUGGACAUGGAGCCAGUGGAGGGCAUCGAACCCAUGAGGAAUCUGCCCAAAUUGAUACUGCCCAUGUUUUGGGUGGAGGAGGGCGUACAUCUCAACAAGACCUACACGAACUUAGUAAAAUACACACUUUUUCUGGGCCUCAAAAUCAACUCUGUCUUGCGCUGGUCCCUAAUUACUUUCUCCCUGGUUGGCCUCAUGUUUUCCGCCUACCUUUUCUACCACAAGUCCGACAGUUUGGACAUAACCAGUAUCCUCAAGGAGAACAACAAGGUAGACGAUGUGGCCAGCACAAAGGAGCCCUUGCCUCCAGCGAAUCCAAAGCAAUCUACUACUGCGCACCCUGUUCAGGUGCCCAAUACUCUGAUUCCCGGCACGAAUCCCGCCACCCAUCCAGCUCCCCAUCUCAAAAGUGAGCACCGGGAGCGCUACUAAUCCCUCAAAUGGCGAUCUCCAGCGAUCUCUGCACCAUAGUCGUAGUCCACUGCACCUGUGUAGUCCAACAUGAGCUAAUAAAUUGAGACAGAUAUAA
Drosophila santomea is the source of this 1850-nucleotide messenger RNA. RefSeq names its product sensory neuron membrane protein 1 (gene Snmp1). The record is from RefSeq and is a predicted model, not a curated record. NCBI's taxonomy places the organism in Eukaryota, Metazoa, Arthropoda, Insecta, Diptera, Drosophilidae. Gene Ontology annotation, cellular component: membrane; cytoplasm. Gene Ontology annotation, molecular function: scavenger receptor activity. The transcript has 7 exons. The coding region runs from base 98 to 1753 and encodes 551 amino acids.